AUGUCGCUCUAUUAUGUAGUUAUUUAUCGAAUCCGAAUUCCAUCGCUUUGCAGAUUGUCGUUAGAAGAACUAUCACCAUGUCCCUUAUGUUAUUUACUCAUUAUUUACUCGGCUAUGUUGGUAAGUACGGCUAUGUGUUCGAUAGGACUGGCUCUGGCUCUAUGUUCUGUUUACAUAUUCACUCGUCGGCAUAUGCGGAGUGCCGUUUCGACAUAUCUAGCUGCGUUGAGUAUAAGUGAUAGUUGUCUUCUAUCAUUGGGCAUUAUAUUCGCAAUUAAUUCGUCGAUUCCGCCAAGUCGACAGAGCGAAUCGUUCUAUUCGUCGUACCUUCACAAGCAUCUUUUCCCUUAUGUCUAUGCUUGUAUCAUUUGGUUUCAAUUCACGAGCGUUUGGAUAACGAUCGGCUUCGCCGUCGAUCGUUGGUUCGCAAUCAAAUGGCCAAUGCUGCAUUACACGUACAGUUCUAAACGCGCAUGUUAUAUUGUUGUGACAAUCUAUUGUUUGGGUUUUAUUUAUUCCUUACCGAGAUUUUUCGAAUACAAAACUGGAGUUGAACGAGUGAAUUUUACAAAUUUCGAAAACGAAACCGAAUUCGUCGAUUACACUGUGAUAGAAAACAAAUUACAAAAGAGUCCCAUUUACCAAUAUACGGUCCAUCUAAUUUUGUACAGUCUUUUCCAAAGCAUUCUUCCACUAUUGAUGCUAUCGUAUUUCAAUGUUGAACUCAUUCGAAGUGUCAAUGCCAGUUCGCAUUUUCUUCAACGUUGUACAUCUACGUACAGACAAACGGCACGUACCGGCGGUGAAACAAGUUCCACACGUUAUCGAGAGGGCGUUAUUACGCGUUCAGUCAUAUGUCUAAUCGGUCUGUUCAUCUUGUGUCAAGUACCUGCAUCCAUACUUAAUUAUAUUUAUUUAUUUUACCGAAAUUAUCAAUGGUUAUAUAUCUGUUAUGACAUAUCAAACUUUCUUAUUCUAUUAAACAGCGCCGUUAACUUCUUCAUCUUUACAUGUUUCAAUCGGAAAUUUCGCCGCGAACUAGCUCGCGUUUGUUUUUACACACGAAAUCGAAGUGGUUUCUUUCGUACAACGAGCAAUCAAUCUCUUAAACGUACAAGCUCGCAGCAUCAUGGCGGACAACGAAAUCAGUUCGAUAAUGUUCAUCCUAAUUACUGGGAAUACCAACAACGUCUAAAUAGCAUCGGUACAGGCUACACUCCGGCCAAGUCAUCCAAAUCCGAUUAUCAAUUGAAUACACUCUAUCAACGUUCUGAUUCUUUAGUAAACAUUCCAACGACUAAUCAAAUUAAAUACGGCCGGUAUUCCGUGUGCGAGUUCAACCAGAAAAAGUCAUCGUUUAUCAACAACAAAGAUCAUAAAUCGACGAAUUUUGCCUAUCAAAAAACGAAAUCUAAAAACAAAGAUGUUUAUCCAAGUCAUACGAGUGAAAAGUAUUCAGUGAAGCCUACGAAGUAUCCGUUGUCUAAUCUUCGUACGCGAAAUAAUUCUUAUAAUCGUGCUCAACCAUUACAUUAUGUUAAUUGCCGUCGUGAUGAUUACCAGCAGUCGCUUUCGAAACAGUCCUCAUCAACCACAUCGAAUUACACGCGCUCAACAGUGAAUGUCAGUUCAGAGAGUUCGGGUCUAAUUGAUCAACAUAAAAUCAUUUUGACAUUAGCAUCGAAUCAAAUCGAACCGUUUAAUCUUAUCUACCGAAAAUAA
Molecule: messenger RNA, 1722 nt
Organism: Adineta ricciae
Lineage: Eukaryota; Metazoa; Rotifera; Eurotatoria; Adinetida; Adinetidae
Source: the annotation of a GenBank genome assembly